This is a messenger RNA of Dichotomopilus funicola, 288 nucleotides long. RefSeq lists its product as uncharacterized. The record is from RefSeq and is a predicted model, not a curated record. The transcript is spliced from 2 exons. The coding region runs from base 1 to 288 and encodes 95 amino acids. Lineage: Eukaryota; Fungi; Ascomycota; Sordariomycetes; Sordariales; Chaetomiaceae.
AUGAACCGUCCCCGUACCACUCCUUGCGGCGGCUGCCACGGCAAGGGCUACGACACCCUCCAAUGCGGGCGCUGCAACGGAACCGGCCAGAACGGCACCACUACCUUCCAAGCCAUGUGCAACGCCGGGUGCCGCAACGGCAAGAACCCGCGCACUGGCCAGAACUGCUCCAAGUGCCACGGCACUAAGAUGGCUACCUACACCCAGCCUAAGAAGUGCAGCCCGUGCCAGGGAACGGGUACCGCCUCGGAGGUCUGCCGCUACUGCGGCGGUACUGGCAUCAAAUAA